Purpureocillium takamizusanense is the source of this 366-nucleotide messenger RNA. RefSeq lists its product as uncharacterized. NCBI's taxonomy places the organism in Eukaryota, Fungi, Ascomycota, Sordariomycetes, Hypocreales, Ophiocordycipitaceae. Bases 1 to 366 code for a protein of 121 amino acids. The record is from RefSeq and is a predicted model, not a curated record. The transcript has a single exon.
AUGCGUCGAGCUGUCACAACCACAUCACUGUUCGCGCCAUCAAGCUCGUCGCGCAAUUGUCACAGCCCUGGCGGCAUAAAUGAUUGUUUCGCUUCUUCGGUGAAUACUAUUCAACGGUCCCUCUUUGGCUGGACAUUUGACAUCCUCCUCUUAUUCGCCAGCAUUCGAUCCCGACGCAGCACGACAGCAAGAGGAUACGCCUCGUCCGCCGCCUGGGGCCAGCAGCUUCCCGCUUGCUGCAACCCUGAUCGACUUGCACUGAAUCCCGCCCUCUCCCCCCCCGUCAAGCUGUCCCGAGCCGUGUCUCGCCGACAUCGCUACGUGCCGGCCAGUGUUAUGGCCGAGCGGAGACGUCGAUCGAUCUAG